Molecule: messenger RNA, 1752 nt
Organism: Rhinichthys klamathensis goyatoka
Lineage: Eukaryota; Metazoa; Chordata; Actinopteri; Cypriniformes; Leuciscidae
Gene: wdr41
Product: WD repeat domain 41
Exons: 13
Coding region: 36-1388 (450 amino acids)
Biological process (GO): regulation of autophagy
Cellular component (GO): lysosomal membrane
Molecular function (GO): protein binding
Source: RefSeq, a predicted model, not a curated record
UUUGCAUGUAAAUCAGUUUUUUUUAAAAGAGCAGCAUGCUGCGAUGGAUUCUGGGGGGUCGAGAGGCGCAGGGGACAGUGGAGAAGAGCGCGGCGCUGUUCAUUGGGGAGGAACAGCCCAAAAACUGUUUCACGGAGAUGCAGGUGCUGAAAGGACACUUUGACAUUGUUCGAUUUCUGGUGCAGAUUGAUGACUUAAGGUUUGCAUCUGCUGGAGACGAUGGUCAGGUGCUGAUUUGGAAUGUCGAGACUGGUGAUUGUUUGUUGGAGUUGCGGGGCCAUACGCAGCAGAUCACUGCAAUGACAUCAUACACCAUCAUCAGAGGCGGAAACACACACACAGCGCUCAUUACAGCAUCAUCAGACCGAACACUCAGUUUAUGGGAUCCAGAUUCAGGAAACCGAGUGCAGAAUAUAUCUGAUCUCCAGUCCUCUGUGAAGUGUUUGCUGGUGUUGGGUCGCUUGGACGUGUGGCUCUCGGGUGGAAAUGAACUGUGUGUUUGGAACAGAGACUUUGAGCUGAAGUGUAAAACGGUUCAUCACAGUGAUGAAGGAAUCUCAGCCAUGCUGGAGCUUCCCAAGAACUUCAUUGCAGCUGCCAUGGAUAAAGAGAUUGUGAUUUUUAAGUUGAACCUGUCGGGCUCAGACAUUGUGGUUAUGGCCAUGCGUCAUCUAGCCGACCAUCGGGACACCAUCCAUUCUCUCAUCAACAUCAACGACGGCUUGUUUGCGAGUGGCUCUCACAUCGGUGAGCUCAUCAUCUGGGAUUCAGUGGAUUGGACGAUCCAGGCUUAUGAGCACAUUGUGUGGGAGGAGCCAGCAGUGGACAACCAAUCAGAGGUCAGACUGACUCAACAGAAACCCAUCGAGAAGUCCAUUCAACACAUGAGCUCAGAUGGAGAGUUUAUCGUGGCAGCUGUCGGCAGUGGUCUGUAUGUUUAUGAUGUGCCGAUGAAGAGUGUGGUGGCGUACAGGAAGAUCGCCCAUGAUUCCAAUGUCUUGCACACCAUGCUGCAGAAGGACGGGCAGUUGAUGUCGUGCUCGGAGGACGGCAGUGUGAGGAUGUGGGAGUUACAGGACCUCCCCCUUCCUGCCGAACCCGCCUCCUCAGGGUUUUUUGGCAUGUUUGGCACUUUUGGCAGGUCCAGUAAGCAGUCAUGCCCUCCUGUCACGAAACUCCCAGAAGUCCCUGGUCUGCGCUCGCUGCAACUGAACGGGGAUCUGAUUGGUCACUCUGGAGCUGUGCAGAUGUUCCUGAGUUUUAAGGAGAAGGGUCUGGUCACCUGCUCCACGGAUCACCUGCUCAUCGUGUGGAAAGAUGGAGAGAUGCAGUCUCAACUCCGCAGUCUCGCCGUCUUCCAGAAACUGGAGGAAAAUCAGGAACUGUGACGUAACCUGCAAACAAACAUUUCCCCCAUCGUCUUCAGGUCGUGUUUUAAAUACGAACACCGAUCCUUUGCCUUACUAACCGUCUGCAAAGCCAUGUCACAUCAGUGUUCAAAUUGUUUCAGUAUGAUACAAUGCUUACAAUGUUGUGAUUUUAGUUUGUUGGUUUUAUGAGUGGGUUUUAAGUAAGUGUCUUAUAGUAAACGUCUGUUGAUUUGUAUAUAUUGUGUGAUUGAUGCGAGUGUAAUUUUAAAACUGAUUUAUUUAAAGUGCAAUGGUAACGCUUUACAAUAGUCUUAUUUGUUAACAUUAGUUAAUGCAUUAGCUAAUAUGAACUAACAAUGAGCGUGAUCAUUUUGUUACAGCA